This is a messenger RNA of Humulus lupulus (European hop), 1002 nucleotides long. RefSeq lists its product as uncharacterized. The record is from RefSeq and is a predicted model, not a curated record. The transcript is spliced from 2 exons. The coding region runs from base 1 to 1002 and encodes 333 amino acids. Lineage: Eukaryota; Viridiplantae; Streptophyta; Magnoliopsida; Rosales; Cannabaceae. Gene Ontology annotation, molecular function: zinc ion binding.
AUGUCAUGUGCAGUCGCGCUGGAUGCAAAUAACCAUCUAUAUCCAGUUGCAUUUGGUAUUGUGGAUAGUGAGAAUCAUGAUUCUUGGAAGUAUUUCAUGUCAAAGCUAAAGGAAGCGAUUGGGGAAGUCGAGGACCUGGCGUUUGUAUCUGAUAGGCAUGCAAGUAUUACACAUGCCUUGGAAACUCUUUUCCCCGAUGCCUAUCAUGGUGCUUGCUACCACCACAUUAGUAUGAAUGUGGUUACUAAAUUCAAGACUGACCAUUGUCAUGUGUUGAUGUAUAAUGCAGCAUAUGCUUUUAGGAAAUCUGAGUUCCACACUAACUUUGAAAAAAUCAAAUCAAAAGACCCAGUCAUUGCUCAAUACCUAGAAGGCAUGGGUUUUGAUAAGUGGUCCCGUGCUUACUUUCCUGAAAAUAGGUAUAAUAUAAUGACAAGCAAUUACGCUGAAAGUUUCAACAAUAAGACCCGGGACGUUAGGAGCUUUCCGAUAACUACAUUCGUUGAAUUUAUUCGCUUCACACUACAGUCCUGGUUCUGUGAUAGGAGAGAAACUAGCGAGAAGACAACUACAGCUCUUGCACCGACCUAUGAGAAAAAUUUGGUAGAUAUGGCUGAGAAAGCUCGAUUCUUGAUUCCUUAUGCAAUAGGGAGGCAUGAGUUCCAUGUGUUAGAUGGUGAGCUGCAUGGUGAAGUCGACCUCCUGAAUAAGACAUGCACAUGCGGUGUGUAUCAGAUUAUUGGUAUCCCAUGUGCUCAUGCACUAUCUGGAUCCCUUAAGCGAGGGGUGAACUUUUAUUCGCUGUGUUCAGAUUACUAUAAAAUUGAGACAUGGAGGUCCUCUUACAUAGAAUCUAUAUAUCCUACUGGUAACGAGGAAGAGUGGAUUGUUCCACAUGACAUUAUGACAAUAGCAGUGAGAACAACUGCGCAGAAAAACCCGGUUAGUCGUCCAAAGAAGAAACAAGGUAGGCCUAAGACGAAACGUCAUCCUUCCAAUUGA